Messenger RNA from Desarmillaria tabescens, 3120 nucleotides. Its product is annotated as fungal-specific transcription factor domain-containing protein. The record is from RefSeq and is a predicted model, not a curated record. Bases 1 to 2886 code for a protein of 961 amino acids. The transcript has 13 exons. Gene Ontology annotation, biological process: DNA-templated transcription; regulation of DNA-templated transcription. Lineage: Eukaryota; Fungi; Basidiomycota; Agaricomycetes; Agaricales; Physalacriaceae. Gene Ontology annotation, molecular function: DNA binding; zinc ion binding; DNA-binding transcription factor activity, RNA polymerase II-specific.
AUGCCCGAUAAUGUCUGCACCAAUUGUAUACAGAGUCACAAGGCUUGCACUUAUGUGGAGAUGUCCAAGCCCAGGGGCCCACCUAAAGCGUAUGUAACUGGACUUGAGGACCGUCUGGAGAAGAUGGAGGAUCUCUUGAAGAGGCUGUGGCCUGAAUCCGAUUUUUCAGAAGAGUUAGGACCUCCAGUUAUACGUGAUUCGUGGAAAAACGAGGAUUCUGCAAAUUCAGCUGACAACGCCACUUCCCAAUCGAAAGUCAAGUCUAGUCCUUUCAAUCCCCCGGCGCCAUCAUCAUUCAAGAAACCUGACGCGGCAAGCGCACUGUUCUCUCCCUCGGUCCCGCUUGGAUUUUCCACCCACUUAAUGCUCAGCGAUCUACGUCCACAGAAGCGCCCUCGGGUUCCGGUUCGGAAACAUUCUUCUGGGACCCAUGGAAGCCACUCCAGGCCGGAAGCCAAUGCCUCUGAUCCUUCAUCUGACAUCGAUGAGCUUGUGGAAGGCUUCGGAGGGAAAGGACGACUAUCUCUACGCUUGUCCGAUGAUGUCGCGGAAGAGGACAACUCUGCUCGUUUUCAUGGUCAGAGUAGCUCAUUACGGAUGGUGGAUGCGACACGAAAGUUCAAGCACCUGCAUAUACUUGAGACUUCUAGCGAUUCCGGUAAGGGUACGCCUAGUCCAGAUUUUCGCUCCGAUUCGCCAAGGAGAGCAGAAUUUUGGCACCCCCCGCCUUGGGAACGUUUAUACGAAGGUCUUCAUGUAGAUUCCCCUGAGAUUCUCCCAGAAAUCCUUGCUCACUUCCCUCCUCCCGAUCUUGCCACGAAGCUCAUUGAUAUUUAUUUUCCGCCACAUCAACAUCCAUGGCGCGAGAAUUUGCAAAAUCGGAACAUCUGGUUCGCAUGUUUGACACUAACCAUCUUUGCGGUCGCUAGUCGUUAUUGUGAUGAUCCGCGGGUUCUGCCGAAAGGUGUUGCCAAGAAGGAAAAUGAGGAAGUAGAUUGGACACAGGCUGGGUGGAGCUUUUUUACCGUGGCGCUUGGUGUUCAUCGACAUCGGAGGAGCCUUCUCUAUCCAGCCACUCUGUUCGAAGUGCAGACGUUCUCACUCUUGGCCAUGUUUCUCCGAGGUACCACGUCUCAUCCGACUGCCUGGCUGUUAAUCGGUGUGGGUAUACGCAAAGCUCAAGACGUCGGAGCCCAUCGCCGAACGGUUUAUCAGCAGAGACCCACGGUACAAGAAGAGUUGUGGAAGAGAGCUUUUUGGAUGUUGAUAGCGUUCGAUCGCAUCGGAAGCGCUCAUAUCGGACGGCCAUGCGGUUUUGGGGAAGAAGACUUCGAUGUGGACUUACCGGUAGAAGUGGACGAUGAGUAUUGGGAACCUGAAGACCCGAACAUGGCCUUUCGGCAGCCUCCAGAUGUUCCUUGUACGAUAACUGCUUUCAAUUUGUUCAUCAAGCUCUCACAGAUCGUGGCUUUCACCACGCGGACCAUCUAUGCUACGAAUCCGGCCAAUGUUAUUAUGGGGCGUCCUAUCGGAAGACCAGAGCAAAUUGUUUCACAGCUGAACGCCGCCCUGACAGAAUGGGUAGACUCAGUUCCUGAGUAUCUGAAAUGGUCUUCUCAGCUAGAGAACCCAAUCUAUUCCAAUCUCUCGGCGACUUUAUACACCACUUAUUACCUCACUCAGAUGCUGAUUUAUCGCCCCUUUAUUCCAUCGCCGGCAGCGUAUGACGGUCGUCCUUCUAACUCCACUUCGUCGUUUCCAUUUCCAGCCUUGGCUAUUUGUACCAACGCAGCCAAGUCAUGCGCUCACAUCGUUGAAGAACAAAUGCUGCGGGGAAUUUGGAAUAUUCCAAAUCUGAUCUCGGUAUCGCACAUUUCGUGUGGCAUGUUACUAGUGGGGAUUUGGGAUCUGAAAGCCAAAGAAAGGGCUCAGCUGGCCAAUGGGGUCGAAGAUAUCAAGCCACCUUUGGUUCAGGCUCUGGAACCUCUCAUCAAGGAUAUAUCUAUCUUUCUAAAAGCCUUGGAAUGGGCAGCGCCCCGUUAUGAGACUGUGGAAUCUACAAUACGACAAAUCAAGGAAUCAUUGCCUUCUCCCGAUAUUGAUGAUAGUCGACCACGUCCUCUGGACUUCCGGGAAAGCAGACGACUAGCACAAGACAAUGUUUCUCACUACAUGUCAGGUUCAUCCGAGUCAUCAACCGAGUCGCAACAGGAGGUUGCUCUCUGGUCCAUGCCCACGACGCAUUCGCCGCAACCAAUUAUAUCGCUUCAUCCGCCUUAUUCUGUCGAAUCAACCCCUCCUCAGCCAACGCGAUCUCAUUCCGUGCACAGAAGUUUAUCUUUCUCGUCAAUGUCCGUAUUGAGGCAGAGUUUCUACCAGGUCCAAGAUGCUUCUGACGAGCAACUUCCCACUACCGAGACUGAUACUUCUCGUUAUUCAACCUAUCGACCGCCUCCACCCAGUAGCAGCGCGAACGACUGGCAGGCCCCGCGAUCACGCGUUCCACGAAUUGCUUCAUAUCAUCGAUUGCCUCAUUCAUCGCCUGCUCCAUAUGAACAUCAAAAUAAGUCAUUUGUCGACCAUCAGCUCCCUCCCUCGAGUCACAGGCAAGUCGCUUAUCGAUCAAUGGAUGAUUCAGGUCGCGCAAUGGAUGUGUACGAUGACGAAAGUGGUCGAUAUUCUCAUCCGCCUACUUCGGACACUCGAUCGAUUCCUGCACAAACUCAGUCUUCCGUCGAUAGACGGGUAUUCCGUGCGCCCCCUGGUUGGGACAGACAAAAUCACCACUAUGACGAAGAAAACAAAACGAGCUUUUUUACGUGGGAUAAUCACCUGCCACGAGCCUUUCAUGCUUUCCCUCCACCUCCUACACCGCACACCUCCUAAUUUAUUCAAGGGCUUGGUCUGUAAUACUAGAGAUCUCCCAUUUUGUAAUUCAUCGCAACUGCUUAUUUAUCUCUUCCUCUACUGAAUUUAGUAUUCAUGCAAUAAUGUAUCUUGUAGUAUAGGUAAAUAUCCAAGGACCUUGUUCAUCGUAGUUUUCUUGUUGCAUAAAUAUGCUUUUAGAUUCAUGUACCUUACAGCCAACAUAACUGAGCCGCGGAGGCUGGUCUCAAAUUU